This is a messenger RNA of Penicillium daleae, 1092 nucleotides long. RefSeq names its product glycoside hydrolase family 130 protein. The record is from RefSeq and is a predicted model, not a curated record. Lineage: Eukaryota; Fungi; Ascomycota; Eurotiomycetes; Eurotiales; Aspergillaceae. The transcript is spliced from 2 exons. Bases 1 to 1092 code for a protein of 363 amino acids.
AUGAGGUUUUCAUUGCAGUCCGUCCUCGUGUUAGGACUAGGGGCUACCACGUCCCUUGCGGCCUCCUCCGACAAACCUCCCAAGAUCACACCGGCAUCGCGACAGAAUGAGGUCAAUUACACGGCGCCAUAUUUUCCUCUACUUGGAUUUGAGCAAUAUGCGGGCAAUCCCAUCAUGCGUCCAGACGCCAGCCACCCAUGGGAGUCUGAAUACCUCUACAACCCGAGCGCCAUCGUCAUGGAUGACAUGGUAUUCCUUCUCUAUCGUGCUCAAGAUGCGCAAAAGACCUCAAGCAUUGGUCUUGCCUGGUCUAGCGAUGGGUAUAACUUCACUCGGUACUCUCAGCCUAUUGUCUCCGCCACAGAGCCAUACGAGACCUCUGGUGGAUGCGAGGACCCCCGAGUUGUACGAGUUGACGGAACGUUCUAUCUAACCUACACGGCCUACGACGGCAAGGUCGCCCGCCUCUGCCUUGCGACUUCGACUGAUCUUGUCAACUGGAAGAAAUACGGUCCUAUCCUGCCCGAUUUCACCGAGACCGUGUACAACUGGCACGACCCCGUUACUUAUUUCGCACCCAAUCCGGCCGGCUGGACCAAGAGCGGUGCUAUAAUUGACGAGCGCCAACCUGAUGGUUACUACUACAUGCAAUUUGGAGAUACCUACCUCUAUACCGCCAACUCGACUGACCUGAUCCACUGGGAGGUCUCGGGAUACGGAAAGCCGUUCGCUCCUUUGAUGAAUCUCUGGGAGCAGGCUCUGACUGAGAGUGGGCCACCACCCAUCAAGACGAGGGACGGCAUGUGGUUGAAGGUCUACAAUGGGAUGGCUACUGGUGGUGCAGGAGGUUACGCAAUUGGCCAGUAUAGCACUGGACAGAUGCUCAUUGAUCCGGCCCAUUCUCCCUUGGGCCCACCCAUUGCACGCCUUGAGACUCCUAUCUUGCAACCUACAACGGCCACGGAGAUUACUGGGCAGGUUGAUAAUGUCGUUUUCAGUGAGGGCUUGGUGCAAUUCAAGGGCAAGUGGCUGCUUUACUUUGGCGCUGGCGAUGCGUUCCUCUCGGUGGCCCAGACUCAUGUGCAGCCCUAG